Messenger RNA from Aphidius gifuensis, 714 nucleotides. It is a transcript of the gene Snapin, whose product is annotated as SNAPIN protein homolog. Gene Ontology annotation, biological process: endosome to lysosome transport; regulation of synaptic vesicle exocytosis; intracellular protein transport. Lineage: Eukaryota; Metazoa; Arthropoda; Insecta; Hymenoptera; Braconidae. The record is from RefSeq and is a predicted model, not a curated record. Gene Ontology annotation, cellular component: BLOC-1 complex; BORC complex; synaptic vesicle. Gene Ontology annotation, molecular function: SNARE binding. The coding region runs from base 233 to 703 and encodes 156 amino acids. The transcript has 2 exons.
GUUGUUAUUGUUAAUUUAAUAAAUAAAUAAAUAAUUUUAUGUCAGUGCAGCAGCAAUGUAUAAACUAUUUACUUAAAAAAAAUGUUAAUAUAAAUUUUUUUUAAAUAUUAUUUAUUUGACCUAAUUAAACGUUAAUCUUAUCAUAAAGUUUGAUUAAAAAAAAUUGAUGUAAUUUAGUCAAAACACACACACACAUUAACAAGUAAUAAAUAAUAAAAAAUUUAAUUUAAUAAUGGAUAUUGAUACUGCAAGUGACAAUACAUCAAUUGACGACAAAACUGAAGAUUUUUGUGAAAAUCCAACUCGAGAUGCUCUUACAGAGGGUCUUAUGAGUUUAUUAAAACCAACAGUUGAUCAACUUGAUGACCGUAUCAAAGCAACUAGAAUAAGUCAAAUUGAAUUGAAGCAAAAAAUUGAAUCAUUAACUGAAGAGCUAGUUAAAAUAUCAGAAUAUUUACAGUGUCCAUUUGAGAUUGAUAGUUAUGUUAAAAAAUUAGUAAAUGCUAAACAACGUGUAACUGUUAUCAGUAAUAUAUUACAAACAACACAAGAAAGAUUAAAUAAAAUUCACGAAGCUGUUGAAAAAGAUACAUCAAAAAGAAAAUCACUUUUAGAUCAUAGUUCAAUGUAUCCAGUUGAUUUACCUCAAAAAAAUUCAACUGAACCUGAUCUUGCUAGUUUAUCUGUAUCUGAAAAAAAAUAAUAUUUAAAGGU